Molecule: messenger RNA, 3118 nt
Organism: Chrysemys picta bellii (western painted turtle)
Lineage: Eukaryota; Metazoa; Chordata; Testudines; Emydidae
Gene: CREB3L3
Product: cAMP responsive element binding protein 3 like 3
Biological process (GO): regulation of transcription by RNA polymerase II
Cellular component (GO): nucleus
Molecular function (GO): RNA polymerase II cis-regulatory region sequence-specific DNA binding; DNA-binding transcription factor activity, RNA polymerase II-specific
Source: RefSeq, a predicted model, not a curated record
UUGCAAUCCUUGAGGCUAUUUCUGCUCCGUUGGAGUUUAAACUUUGCCACUGAGUGAAAGAAGCUUUGGGGAGAAGCAGAGAGAGAGAGAAGACUCAUCCCAGCCACCAGUGCUUCCCGGGGUUCGCCGGGAACCCCCAGUCCACAUCAGCAGAGGCUCUUGGAGUGGGACUUGGCUAUAGACAGAGCAGACAUGGCCUCCAGCUGCCAAAUGGGCAGCAUUGACAGCCUGGAGCUGCUGGACCUGCUCUUUGACCGACAGGACGGGAUCCUCCGGAACGUGGAGUUCGGGGGCCACACGGCCGGCUGGCCCGGGCCAGAGCAGAGUCAGCUGCCCGGUGCCCAGGAGAACGAGGAUUUCCUCAGCUCCAUCCUGGGCUCGGGGGACUCCAGCUCUGACUCCCCGAUCUGGUCCCCUGCAGCCAGCGACAGCGGCAUCUCUGAGGACCCGAACUCGGACCAGCUCGACAGCCCCCAGCACUACGUGCCCACAGGCAGCCCGGGGGGCUACUCGGAUGGGGGGCCCGGUGAGCCAGCGUACCCCUACCAGGAGUCCUCCCAGGCCCAGCCCGCUCCCAGCCUGCCUGGGGCUGACCUGCGGGAGGCCGAAGUCUCCAUAGACCUCGACAUGUGGAAUCCUGGUUUUUUCUCGGAGAAGAGUGGCGACUUGCCUGCUCCCACUCAGAUCGCCACUUCCUGCACCCUGACGGUGAAGGACCUGCUGCUGUCCAGCAACUGUGAGAUGCAGCAGCAGCAGCUGAUGACCCCAGUGCUGUUGAGACAAAGUCAUGGGCACUGCCAGGAGCUGGUGCUGACGGAGGACGAGAAGAAGCUGCUGGCCAAGGAGGGGGUCACGCUGCCCACCCAGCUGCCCCUCACCAAGUACGAGGAGCGAGUGCUGAAGAAGAUCCGCCGGAAGAUCCGGAAUAAGCAGUCGGCUCAGGAAAGCCGGAAGAAGAAGAAGGAAUAUAUCGACGGGCUGGAGAGCCGGAUGUCGGCCUGCACGGCGCAGAACCAGGAACUGCAAAGAAAAGUGCUGCACCUGGAGAAGCAGAACUCGUCCCUCUUGGAGCAACUGAGGAAACUCCAGACCCUCGUGGUGCAGUCGACUAACAAAGCCGCCCAGACAGGGACCUGCAUCGCGGUGCUGCUGCUCUCCUUCGCCCUGAUCGUCUUCCCCUCCAUCAGCCCCUUUGCCCCCAAUAAAGCGGAGCCGGAAGGUGACUUUGGGCCGGUGAGAGUAUUCUCCAGGUCUCUCCAUAACGCUGCCUCCUCCCGGGUGGUCUAUGCCCUGAUGAAGGACGGCGCCGAGAGCCCCCAGGAGCCGGAGAAUCCCGUGUGGACGGAGUACGCCGGCGAGGCCCAGGGCGAGCCCCGGGGAGUCCUCCGCAAAUUCCUCAGCAGCCAGGCGCUCGGCAAGCCCCGGGCAGAGGCUCCACAGGCCAACGGGACCGGGGCCCUGCCGCAGGACGGACACUCGGACUUGGAGGGGCUGAGUCACGACGGCCCCAUGGCGGCCUCGCUGGCCUGGACAGAGCCCAGCCAGGUGCGGCUGGAGCCGGCCGAGGAGCUGUGAACGCCCCCGGCUGCCUCCCCCGUGCCCGGCCAGCGACGGAGUGAGCGGGAGGGCCGGGAGCCGCUGGCCAAGACCCCGGCCGGGGAGGGGGGCACUGAUGGGAGUGCUGCCCUCGGGGGCUGCCUGGGGUGGGGUGUGGCAGAGCGCGUGUGGUGAGAGUGAGAGAGAAAGGGGGUCAAAAGAGGGGGGGCAGCUGGCUCCUCGGAGACUCCAGCAAUCGCCGGGGAGGGGAGCCUGGCCCCUGGGCAGCUGCCAUUUCACCCAGCCCAGACCUGCAGGGGAACAAGACUCUCCGGCCCCCAUCCAGCCUUCCACCCCCCUGGGCUGGGGCACGGUCACCGCCAGGUCCCCUGGAAAUUCCAUGGGCUGGGAGGUUUCCCUGCGAAUUGUCUGACAUUUCCCCGUCCUCUACUGCCCCUUCCCCCCUUUCGGUGACGCCCGUUGGGGAUUGCAGACGUUUAUCCCAGCGCUGCCUGUCCGCCCGUCCCAGCCCCACAUUUGCGUCUCUUCUCUGUGCUCCCUCGGCUUGGGGAGGGGAGGUGGGGACCUACACAGAGCGGCCCAGGAAAGGGACGGGUCGGUCCCCUCCCGGCCCCACGGCACGUGGCCUCUGGGUGCAUAGCCCCCAAAUCCCCUCAAAGGCCCGGGGAGGUGGGCAGAAACCGGGCCGCCCUGCAGCUCCACUUUGCAGGCUUCUGGGCAGCCUGGAGCGGCUGGGGGGUGGAGGGGGAUCCAGAGGCAGUGGGGAAGGGGACCGGGCAGUUUCCAAAUGGGAGCCGAUCCUGUCGGAGAGAGGCGCAAGGGGGAGCGGGGCCCUUUGUGAAAAUGGCGGGGGACGGGCUGGAAAACCACGGGUUGCUCUCCCCAGUGUGUGGGGAGCUGGUUAAUACUCAAGGAAGGCCCCGGGGACAUUGGCUAGGGGGCUGGAGUGCAAGCGAGUCGGGGCUCGGGCUCUGCCUGCGCCUAGCACUGCCUCUCCUGGGGGGCACGGAGGGGAUGGGGUGGGGAGUUGAAAUGGCCAGGCACUGCCCGGGGGGCACAACCCCUCAGGAGCCAAGAGCUUGCACCUGAGUUCAGCAAAGCAGCGCUGACCGCACCUGGCAGCUGUGAUGCGCCAGGCCCGGUGCUGGGAUCCGGCUUAGCCGCCAGGCAGAGGGAAAGCGUCAGGAGCUGCGCGUGUGUGUGAGUGUGAGAGAGACGCUGCUGUUGGUCAUGUGCACAGGGCCCCCGGCCGCGCAGUUCGAUGGGACGCCAGGGCUAAGAUGCUGGAACUGAACCACCUAAGCAAGGCAGCGUGAGCCCCGCCUGGGUGCCUCCCCCACUUCCCUCGGGGAGCCUAGUCCCCAGGCUAAUAUCCUGCGGGGGAGGCAUAGGGAGAACCCCUGAGGUGGUGGCGACUGACCCCACCUAGGGUCUCAGAGCCCUUCCCCAGAGGGAGGCCUGCGAAAUCCAAGGCCGCCCGCCGGGGCCCCCAUGAGAAUAUAGUAUUCUCUAGUAUUGCAACCUUUUUUAUUGGUAAGGGGCCCCCGGAAACUUAGCUUUG